UAUUUUCACCCCCCUUCCUCUCGUGCUCUCUCCUCCUCUACAUCCUCAAUCUCUCUCAGCAGCAGCAGUUUGUGCGAGAGAACUGGCACCAAACUGACGCAUCCAUGGGGCGCGCGCAGCAUCUUUAUUUCACCACAUUACAAUUUGAAGUCAUUUAGUGGAAUAUUCACGCCAACGCAACAAGCACACGUCAGUCGUUCGGCGUUUAAUCUUCAGGCUUAAAACUCUGUCGCUCCAUCUCUGUCUGUAUUUGUAACAUUUGUAGCUGUGUCGAUCUGUGGUGAUGGAUGGGGAUGCGUGUGUUCGCGUGUGGACUCGACCGCUGCAUGUGAUGCUCCAGCAGAAGAAGAUCAAAGCGCGGAGGAAAAAGCGCAAGGAGUUGUUCGGGGGACAGAUGUGCUUCAUCGGGCUGCUGCUGCUGGCGGUGUCCGGCUUGUCUAGUUUGGCCGAGAAAUCCGGUUAUAGCCUCUCCAGUCUCUCAGCCGAAGACAGUGAGAAGUGGGAGAGUCGCAGGCUGUUGCAGGACUUUGACGUUGACAACAACUACACUGAUGCGGUGCAGGUUGGGCCCAAUGCUGAAAAGAACUGCACACCGCCUGGUAUACAUGAGUUCCCUGAUGAUCUUUUCACCAACCAGGAGCGAAUGGAGGGGGCCGUAGCGCUGCAUGUUGUGUUUGCCAUGUAUAUGUUUUACGCACUGGCACUGGUGUGUGAUGACUACUUUGUGCCCUCUCUGGAGAAGAUCUGUGAGCGCUUCCAACUCAGCGAGGAUGUAGCAGGAGCCACGUUCAUGGCUGCAGGAAGUUCAGCUCCUGAACUCUUCACCUCAGUCAUUGGUGUAUUUAUCACCAAAGGAGAUGUGGGAGUGGGCACAAUCGUGGGCUCUGCUGUCUUCAACAUCCUCUGCAUCAUUGGAGUGUGUGGGAUCUUUACUCUGCAGGCAGUACGGCUCUCAUGUUGGACGUUAAUGAGAGACUCUGUGUACUACACCAUCUCAGUGACCGCUCUGAUUGUGUUCAUCUAUGAUGAGAAGGUGACAUGGUAUGAAUCGCUCAUCCUAAUAGUGCUGUACCUAUUUUACAUUAUAUUAAUGAAAUUUAACUCGCGGGUGGUUCAGUACAUUGAACGGCGGAAAAAGAACUCAGCAAAUCUGGGUAACGGCACAGCCAGUAACACUGACAUCGACGAUGGGUGUGACGCCACAGUCGUGCUGCUUAAGAAAGCAAAUUUCCACAGGAAGCCAUCAGUGCUGAUGGUGGAUGAACUCUUGUCUGCAUACCCUCAUCAACUGUCCUUCUCUGAGGCUGGAAUGAGAAUCAUGAUAACCAGCCACUUCUCCCCUCGCACACGCCUCACGAUGGCGUCCAGAAUGCUCAUUACAGAGAGGCAGCGUCUGAUAAACAGUCGUUUCAGUAACGGCGACUCAGAGGUGACUGUAAAAAUCCCUGGAAAGCAUGGGGUGGAGAAUGGGCUGGCAGGACCGGACCGAGGCCUGAACGGGCGUAAGGGAGGUCACCAUGAUGAUGACAGGGGAGGAACUGAAGCUGGCACUGACACCGAAAACGAGAAUGAGGACAAUGAAAACAAUGAGAACGAUGAGGAGGAAGAGGAGGAAGAUGACAACGAAGGACCCUUCGUACCAUACCGCUGCCCCGGUGGGGGCUUUAAUAAGCUAAAGUGGCUGCUGGCCUGGCCACUGAGUCUGCUGCUGUUCUUGACCGUGCCAAACUGUGCCUCGCCUCGUUGGGAGCGCUGGUACAUGGUCUCGUUCAUCAAUUCCACCCUCUGGAUCGCUUUCUUCUCUUACAUCAUGGUGUGGAUGGUCACAGUGAUCGGUUACACUAUGGGCAUCCCUGAUGUCAUUAUGGGUAUAACUUUCUUGGCUGCUGGCACCAGCGUUCCUGACUGUUUGGCCAGUCUAAUUGUGGCACGGCAAGGAAUGGGUGACAUGGCUAUAUCCAACUCCAUUGGUAGUAAUGUGUUUGAUAUCCUGAUAGGGCUUGGUCUGCCCUGGACUCUCCAGACUUUGGCCAUCGACUAUGGUUCCACAAUUCACCUCAACAGCAAAGGCCUGAUCUUCUCGGUUGGGCUGCUGCUGGCAUCUGUGUUUCUCACGGUUCUCGGCGUACAUUUGAACAAAUGGAAACUGGACAAGCGUUUGGGUUUCCUUUGUUUGCUGAUGUACGCUGUCUUUCUGUGUUUCUCCAUCCUCAUCGAGUUUAACGUAUUCACCUUCGUCAAUCUGCCCACCUGCCGCGAAGAAUGAGAAACGUUCCUUUUCCCGGCCCUCCCUCCUUGACCUUGCGAGGAUAAUGGCACAGGUCCUUGAUCAGAAGCAGACCGGCUCCUGUUCUGAAGGAAUAUUUAUUGAUCUAGGUGAUCCUCUAUCGAUCCUCUCUAUUUUUUUUUUUUUUUUUCAAUGGGUGCAAUAUUGAUAGAGUCUCUGGGUCUGUGGUGUUACAAGAGGAGAGAGGAUUGUGUGUGAGGAAUGGUCCUGUUGACUCAUAAUGUAUAAAGACUGUUCUGACGGGACAGGAAUGUAGUAAACGAUGACUACUGCCUGGUUUGAUGUGAAUACUUUUUGUUUUUCAAAAUAUUUUGCAUAUUACAUAUUUAAAGAAUAUGAUCUAAAUGUAUUUUAUGAUGGCAUUUAUUUUGUUAGCUGCUAAUUGAUGGAAGAAGAGACUGGACUUAUAUCGGUACAAUGAUAGGGUUCUCUGUUUUUUUGCUGAAAGGUACUGGUGACCUCUAGUAAAUCUUUUUAAUUUGGGCAUUACCAAGUCACUUCAUAUGACAGAUUGAUCCAGAUGCCUGGGUCAUCAGUGUCUACGUUUUUUUCCAAUGAGAAUAUGUUUACCAUGCAGAGAAGGUAAUAAAAGCGAAAGGUUUGAGAUCGCUUUUAGAGAGACAGCGGGCAUUUGUUUGCACCUGUGUGGAGACACAUGUUGGAACGCUACAACCAACAUUUUUAUGUUUAGUGAGACGAUAUAUGGGAUUUCUGUAGAUGUGUUUAUGAACAUUCUUUCGUCUCUAACACUCUGUAUAUACUGAAAACAGAGAAAAGUUUAUUUAUUAAUUUAUUGAAAACUAUUUAUGCACAUUGCUUUCCUAUGACGUACUGAAACGAAACCAACCCACAGCUGUCCCAAAGAAGAGACCGUUCUGGAGUUUCAGCCAGGCUACGCCGUUUUGUCCUUCAGAGCUUGUGUGUCAUCCUUUUCUACUGGAAUUCUUCUCCUUCAUCUCUGAAUAAUAUGCACCCUUUUAGAUGCACCUUUGACUUGAUGCGUAAAACAGUUUCUACUAUUUGAUAUCGGUGUGACGUGACAUCCGAGGUAAUUGUAGAGAUUUUUUGAACACUCAAAACUUUGGCAGGCAAGGGGAAAACAUAUAAAAAUAUAUAUACACACAUAUUUUAUACUUAACUGUUUUGACAUUUAAGAUCGGCCCAUUCUCUGUUAAGAGUGAAUGGAGUGAGUGAGCCACAAACUUAAGAAGCUGAUUAACAGGAACUUGUCCUGGUAAAAUGAAGCUAACAUCUAAUGUUGACAAGACUGUUUCAAAGUCAGAAGUCAUAGAUGUAAAACAAUAAAAUUCAAAGUCAUUUUUCUCUUAGCAUGCCGCUCUGAUGUUAGAGUUUAUCAAGAUAUCCUCUCAGUAAAACAAUGAUCACAAUUCAUUUCCAAGGAUGUAUAGGUAAUAAUUUGGAUUUUUCAGAUGUUCUUUAUGCUGAUGUGACUAGGACUCAUUUUUUGGCCUUCUUUUAGAGGGAAGAUUUAAAUACUUUGUUUUGUAUGCCUCUGCUUCUGGGGGUUGUAAAAAGACACCUCCACAAUGUUUCACAGCUGUAAACUUUUAACUGUGGCAUAAUGUGUGGACUAUUCUCCUUACAGAGGUUUUUAGUGAGCUGACAAAGUAGCGAUUCUAUGGACUCUUUUUAGUCUAGUUAGAAACGUCAUGCAGGUUUUUCUAGUCCGCAGGCACAUUGCAGGGAAAUUUUGUGUUUUAUGCACUGGUUGAUACUGGGUGUGCAAUUGUCAUAUUUUAAGGAUGGAAUUUAGAUUACAUUUAUGGAAGAGUAUUGCGGAAAAGUAUUUUUUAUCUCAAACGCAACUUUGUAUUUUGUUACGCAAAAUGUUUAGAAAUGUUUCCUGCUGUUAAAUGCCUGUAGGCCGUGCUUCAAGUGAAUUCUUUAGCUAAAAAAAACCUAAAAAAAACAAAACAAAAAAACGAAUUUGACAAAUUACUGUCAAAGUAGUUUUAGCAUGUUUAAAAUCAAAGGUCACACUUUGUAGGUCAUUCUUUUAUCAAUGAUAUAAAAAGGAUACUUUUUCCCUAGGUCAUAUGAGCAAAUAUGGACAUUUUGUUUUCUAUGUUACUCAUAAUAGACAUUAGGCCUAGUUUACUUCCCAAAAAUGCAACAGAAGGCCUAGGGUUUAAGCAAUGUGAUAUUCCUGGUAAAUAUAAGCUAGGUGUAAUCCAAGUAGAGUGUAUGAGCUGUGUUUGGAUGCUGAGGAUAGUUCAUUAUUUUCUUCUUCGUAAAGCAGGGUAUUAUAAGGAAGAUUUCGGGAAGGCAGGGUUUAAUGAAAAGUUUUGUUCAUCAAAUGCAAUAAUGUGUAGAUUAAAUAUGUGUUUGUGUUUUUUCUUGUAAAUCCUAAACAUGACACAUCACAUUCUUAGAGUCAUAUACUGUAUUUCAGUAAGUUUUGACAGAGUUUGUGCACUCUAAAUGCUCGAUAUCAAGGAUAGUAAAAAGAGGCUUUGAGAUGCAACAAAAUUAACUAUCACUGCAACUGUAAUGCUUCAGAAUAUGUGCACAGCUGCUUACAGGUUGUGGGACAUUAAUGCCUAUGUUUAUGGUUGCAAUAUACCAGCCAUAGUGAUCUACAGAUUCAAUAGUUAUUAUCUGAUCGAUGCUAUUUGGUCAUCAUCACUUCUGAAAAUCAAAGUGCUGCUGUUCGUUCCUACGCACAAAUAUAAUGAGAAUAAUAAUGGGGGCAUGCACAACCAAUUAGCCCACAAUUAGACAAGUUACAGCACUCUUAUUUCCUUUUCUUGUCUGAUGAUAUUUCUUCAUGGAUUCAGGCAUAUUUUAAUAAAAAGUGACUUUUACAGGGUGAUGCAUUGCUGAUGUACAUAAUUAUACAUACAAGAAAAUGUCUUCAUAUUUUUGUCUUUGCCUGUAUAUCUGUUGACAAUAUUUUCAUAGAUACUGUACAAUGUUUGGGUCCUUUAUUUGUUUCUUUUAUUUUUGUUGUUGUGUUGAGGGUUUGAACACCCUUGGUUUGCUAAGUUGCAUGGGAUAUUUUAAUAUAAGGAAUUAUUUAUGUUCAUUACUAUUACACAUUGUUGAGCACUGGAUGGACAGCAGUGAAAUUAGACCUCUUAGAUUAUUGCAUGUUUUCAUUUUUCUUUUUCUUUUUUUUUUCCAAUGGAAAACUCUCCAAUGAAAGCAUAGAUAUUUCAUUCUGAUUAUUUGAUGUCUUCUGCAUUUCAGGAAUCAUAAAAAGAAUGGUUUUUGGCUUUAUGUACUAAACUAUUUUGUUCAGGUGUUUCAGUUGUAUAUCAGAGGAGUAUUUUUUUUUAUUUUUUUUUUUUGCUACUUGACCAUAAUUAAAAUGAUCUUUGCUGAGGUUAA
Molecule: messenger RNA, 5638 nt
Organism: Pimephales promelas (fathead minnow)
Lineage: Eukaryota; Metazoa; Chordata; Actinopteri; Cypriniformes; Leuciscidae
Gene: slc24a3
Product: solute carrier family 24 member 3
Biological process (GO): intracellular calcium ion homeostasis; calcium ion transmembrane transport
Cellular component (GO): plasma membrane
Molecular function (GO): calcium, potassium:sodium antiporter activity; calcium channel activity
Source: RefSeq, a predicted model, not a curated record